UAUUUGGAGCAUACCUGCAGAGUAUGGAAGAUAACGAAAAAUUGUUUAAGCGGUGUUCGAACUUUACUUGAGAAAUUCUGACUGUCAAUAUUACCAAAAUAAUUAAAAUGACCAAGACUAACCGAGCGAAAGUAUCAAGUGGUUUAAAUCGCUAUAACUUUCGACUUUAUUCAAUCAAUCAUUGUUCUGCAGGCAUGAAAACAUUGCGAGAUUCAUGUUUCCUCGAAUACGCUAUUAUAUACAUUUGUCUAUAAUUAUGUAAUUUUACAUUAUUUAGACUUUUUUUAAACCGAGACCAGCAUUUGGCGCGGUCAGUGCCGCUGUCUUCUCUAUUUCUUUCCAUGUGUUCUGACGUGUCCCUUAGUCCCUGUGCAGCCCGUGCACUAUGAUUACAGCAGACUAGAGACUACAGUGCAUUGAGCAUUCCAUAGACCGUAUCCCAAUCGAAGUCCAAACUCGUCGAAUUUUUACAUAAGCUAUUUCUCUCCCUCGGUGUGAAAACACGAACAUUCAAGAUGAAUCGUUUUAUGAAAGUUCUCAAGAGUAAGGAAACUCGCGAUUAUUUUAUGAGCACGCACUUUUGGGGACCCAUUGCUAAUUGGGCGAUACCGAUUGCUGCCAUCUCCGAUAUCCAGAGGGAUCCCAAGUACAUUAGUGGUAAAAUGACCUUUGCCUUAUGCUUAUAUUCAGCAAUGUUCAUGAGAUUUGCAAUCAAGGUGCAGCCACGCAACAUGCUUUUAUUUGCCUGCCACUUUGUCAAUGAAGGUGCACAAAUUACGCAAGGUUAUAGAUUUAUUAAGCAUCAUUAUCUUGGUAAGAAGGAACAGUAAGUCAAAAGAUAUAUAUGAUAUUGACUUUAAAACAA
Messenger RNA from Mycetomoellerius zeteki, 865 nucleotides. It is a transcript of the gene Mpc1, whose product is annotated as mitochondrial pyruvate carrier. Gene Ontology annotation, biological process: pyruvate import into mitochondria. The transcript has 3 exons. Bases 516 to 830 code for a protein of 104 amino acids. NCBI's taxonomy places the organism in Eukaryota, Metazoa, Arthropoda, Insecta, Hymenoptera, Formicidae. The record is from RefSeq and is a predicted model, not a curated record. Gene Ontology annotation, cellular component: mitochondrial inner membrane.